GUCCACAGCGGUUUUUUAAGUGCAUAUGAUUCGGUCAGAACAAAGCUUAUCUCACUUAUCAAGCAAGCAGUUGGAUAUGUAUUAAGUACAAGAGUUUUGAUAAAGUUGAAGAGAGAAAGUGGUGGCACAUUCCAAUAAUUACAGAACUUCUUGAGAAGAAUGGUCUUGAAUCUGCACUGAAGACAGUUCUUGGCACAGAGAUGGUGCAAGCACGUCAGUUUGUACAUUUUGCUUUUCCACGGCUUAAGUGGACUGAUCAAAGCAAUGACACUGGAAUUUGGAAGGAUCAGGCUUCAAAUGAAACUGAAGUAAUAGGAAAACAUAAUGAUCAUUUAGGAGAUUUCGCUGGUCCUUCAGCAUUAGAUAGAUCUGUAAACUAUUCAAACCAGUCAGACAGCCAUCCAGAUCCAGAGUGCUCCCCAAAUUUCUCAAACCUUGAUGAACAUAAAUCUUCAGAGAUUGAAGUUGUUGAAGCCUCACUGUCUGAUAAACAUUUUUGGAAAAACAUUGCUGAUAUUGUGAAUCAUAAUGUUGUUCAGAGAAUUGGUUUUCCUUCUUUUGAUAAAAUAAGGUGGGAUGAAUUUGACUUGUUAAAUAAGAUUGGGUUGCACAGUCUUAACAAGUUGCAGACGCCAGCUAUAUUGAAUCUGCACUUGCUACUCCUGAAAAGCAGGAAAGAACGUUACAAUCACGUGAAGAGUUGCUGUAAUAAUGGUUGCAUCAGGUGCCGAAAUGGACAGAUUUGGAAAUCGGCGUUGCACAUUUUUCAUAAAGGCCGGCAUUUGGGUCUACCAUUGCGCCCCCUUAGUCGGGUGGACGUGAUUCCGAUUCCUAAAAUGGAGGAAACAGAACUAGAACCUCUUGGGACCGACCGAUAUGAUUUUG
Cuscuta campestris is the source of this 885-nucleotide messenger RNA. The record is from the annotation of a GenBank genome assembly. Lineage: Eukaryota; Viridiplantae; Streptophyta; Magnoliopsida; Solanales; Convolvulaceae.